This is a messenger RNA of Psilocybe cubensis, 1761 nucleotides long. RefSeq lists its product as uncharacterized. Gene Ontology annotation, molecular function: histone acetyltransferase activity. The transcript is spliced from 9 exons. Gene Ontology annotation, biological process: regulation of DNA-templated transcription. Lineage: Eukaryota; Fungi; Basidiomycota; Agaricomycetes; Agaricales; Agrocybaceae. The record is from RefSeq and is a predicted model, not a curated record. The coding region runs from base 1 to 1761 and encodes 586 amino acids.
AUGCCUGCGACGCACACUGUUCAGGUCUCUGCCGAUCCACGCGUGUACACCGUGAUCAAGAAUGGGCAAGAGAAACAGGUUAAUGUUGUUCAGCGACACAAGGGCGAGGUGUAUGUGCACUACAUCGAUACGGACAGGCGCAUGGACGAAUGGAUACCGGAGGAGCAGCUCAAGUCGCAUCCUGGGCCUGUGCCUGUAGUCGCCCCUGCUGCUGGUGCUGGUGCUGGUGCCGCGGAGCCCAGGCGCGGUGAAGGCAACAAAAGACGACGCGGGAACGCGCGAAAGAGCCAGGCUGGCCACCCCGAAGCGUCGUCGUCGAAUGGCUUUGCGGCUCCGAUGGAACCUGAACCGUCUACCAUCGAAGAUGUGGAUAUGCUUUCACACCAGCAGCACCAGCAGCACCAGCAUCAGCAUCACCAGCUGCAACAGCAGCACCAGCAGUCGACCACGGAGGUCGUUCUAACGGAGGAGGAAUACGAUUUGAGGCACCAUCAGCAGCUGCACUCGCAGAAGAAUUUCGACAUGGUGAUAUUCGACGUAUGGAAAAUAAAGCCCUGGUACUUUUCGCCUUAUCCUUUGACCGAGACGGAAGCCGAUGAGGUCGCGUCGGCUUCGAAUCAGGCGGCUAUAAAGAUUCCUGGGGUGGCACGCGCAACUGCGAGAUCGCAUGGGCGGACAUCGGAUCUCCUUGCUGGGGGGUUGCACAGGCAACACUCGGGCGAGUCGAUGCUUUGGGUGUGCCAUUUCUGCUUCAAGUAUAUGGCAGAUGGUGGGCCUUGGGAGUUGCAUAAAAAAGAGUGCAAAAUGAAACAUCCUCCUGGCAAAAAAGUGUAUCAAAGAGGUGCACAUAUUAUAUGGGAAGUGGACGGAGCGAAGGAGAAGCUUUAUUGUCAAAAUCUGUCCCUAUUUGGAAAACUUUUUAUUGAUGUUAAAACGCUGUUUUUUGACUGCGAUAACUUCCUGUUUUAUAUCCUUACGGACGCUAAAUCGUCGGAGGAUCAUAUCCUGGGAUUCUUUUCCAAGGAAAAACUGUCGUAUGACGACUAUAACCUCGCGUGUAUUCUUACGUUACCACAAUAUCAAAAGAAAGGGUAUGGAAUGCUUAUGAUUGAAUUCAGUUAUGAACUUUCAAGAAGGGCUGGGAAAGUGGGAUCGCCUGAAAGGCCGUUGUCGGAUCUUGGGCUGAGGAGUUAUCUGGCGUAUUGGAUAUCGACUAUACUUCGUUUCUUCCGGCGGGUGCUUACGGUCCUACCACCGGAUGUGCUCUCGACGCGGACGAUCAACAAUUUUCCGGAGCUGAUUGAUGGUGUGCAGGUGUCUGGGGAUGUUGAGCGUACGCAGUCGAAGAAGAGGAAGAUUCCGAAGGGGUUUGAUGGGGAGGUCUCGGAGCAGAAUAUUGAGCGGAUGAGGUGUUUGAUGCCUUAUUCUGCUAUACAUGAUCCGGUGUUUACGAGUAAGCGUAUCAUGGAGACUGUCCCUCGAGCGGAUGGUGGUGCGGAGGUACAUGUCCGUGUGGAGUGUACACUUGAAGAUAUAGCGAAAGCGACGAAUCUGCGCCCGGACGACGCGGCGUUUGCGCUGAAUGAGUGUGGGUUGUUGAUGCAUCGGAUGAGCCGCGACCACGAGGGGGAAGGGGAAGGGGAGGGGGGACAGGGUAGGCCGGAUACGAUUGUUGUUACGAGAGAGCUUGUGGAGAAGGUUGCAAAGGAGAGGAAUGUGAAGAUUAUGUAUAUGGAUAUGUCUUGUGUGUUGUUGCCGUAG